Suricata suricatta (meerkat) is the source of this 2930-nucleotide messenger RNA. RefSeq names its product pleckstrin homology and RUN domain containing M1 (gene PLEKHM1). Bases 138 to 2693 code for a protein of 851 amino acids. The record is from RefSeq and is a predicted model, not a curated record. The transcript has 7 exons. NCBI's taxonomy places the organism in Eukaryota, Metazoa, Chordata, Mammalia, Carnivora, Herpestidae.
UCCUGUUGUCACUGGCCGGGAGGCCGAGGCGUCUGGUCGGAGGCUUAGGGGCUCCAGUGGCCAGGAGUGCCCCUCGCCGUCUCCCCGCUCUCUCUGGUGUCAUGUGAUCCUCCGAGGGAGCUGCUGUGUGAGUGGAGAUGCUCUCGGUGGUGGAGAAUGGACUGGACCCCCGGGCUGCCAUCCUGGUCAUCAGGAAGAAGCUGGUGGGAUCCGUGAAGGCAUUGCAGAAGCAGUACGUGUCCUCGGACACGGUGGUCACUAGCGAAGACGGAGAUGCCAACACCAUGUGCAGCGCCCUGGAGGCUGUAUUUAUCCACGGCCUGCACACCAAGCACAUCCGAGCUGAGGCCGGAGGGAAAAGGAAGAAAAGUGCCCACCAGAAGCCUCUGCCUCAGCCUGUCUUCUGGCCCCUCCUGAAAGCUGUCACCCACAAACACAUCAUCUCGGAAUUGGAGCACCUGAUCUUUGUCAGCACGGACGUGGGCCGCUGCCGGGCCUGGCUCAGGCUGGCCCUCAAUGACGGCCUGAUGGAGUGCUACCUGAAGCUGCUCCUCCAGGAGCCCGCCCGCCUGUGCGAGUACUACCAGCCCACAGCCCUGCUGCGAGACGCCGAGGAGGGCGAGUUCCUCCUCAGCUUCCUGCAGGGACUGACGUCCUUAUCCUUCGAGCUCUCCUACAAGUCGGCCAUCUUAAACGAGUGGACGCUUACCCCACUGGCUCUCUCUGGGCUUUGCCCACUCUCCGAGCUCGACCCCCUCGCCACCUCUGGGGCAGAACUACAGCGGAAAGAGUCUCUGGAUUCAAUUUCCCAUUCCUCAGGCUCGGAGGACAUCGAAGUCCAGCACUCGGGCCAUAAGAUCCGACGGAAUCGGAAGCUCACGGCCUCUUCCCUCAGCCUGGACACGGCCAGUUCGUCCCAGCUGUCUUGCAGCCUCAACUCUGAUAGCUGCCUGCUCCAAGAGAAUGGCUCCAAGAGUCCAGACCGUUCCGAGGAGCCCAUGUCCUAUGACUCCGACCUGGGGACAGCAAACGCUGAUGAUGCAGACCCGUCUCUGCAAGAGGUAUUGUCGGAAUUCAGCAAAGCCCAGGUAAACUCUGUGCCAACCAACGGACUGAGUGGAGAACUGGAGAUCCCCACGGGGCGGGCCUCACCGUCCUUCCCCGGCCUGGAGGCCAGCGUCCCUUCUGGUGUGCCCACAGGGUCCCUCCCGACCCAAGCAUCCUCUGGGACUCAAGGGGACCGCAAGCCGCAGCUGCCUCCCCUGGCACCUGGCACCCUGGGCUUGCUGCAGGUGGGCACUGCCAAAGCUGUCCCCUCGGCAAGCGUUUUAGGCCCGAGGCCUUCCAGUCCCGUGAGAGAGGCGGCGACCAGAGCAGUCAGCCCAGAGAGUGGGCAGCAGGAGCCCCCGGAGGAUGAUGGAGCUGCACGGAGCCUUGGGGUGUCCUCACCCACCAGCCCGAAGAGCAAGAGCUGGAUUUCAGAGGAUGACUUCUACCGGCCCCCGCAGGAGCCGCCCGCAGAGAGCCCUUCUGAGGCUCCUUCUGGAGGGACUCCAGAGUCAAGGCCGGGACUCCUCCAGCAUUCUUCUCAAGGACCAAGGAAGAGCUCCUCCACGGGGGCCUUAGACCAAGCCUGCGUGACUUCCCCAGGGAGCCAGACAAGCAGGGCCACCGUGGCUCGGGAGCACCCGAACUUCAGGGUCGUGCAUCGCAGGCAGAUGGGGCUGUCCAACCCGUUCCGGGGCCUCAUGAAGCUGGGCACCGUGGAGCGGCGGGGCGCGAUGGGCCUCUGGAAGGAGCUCCUCUGUGAGCUCUCCCCGCUGGAGCUCCGCCUCUGCCUGAACACCGAGGAGCGCACCUGCGUGGAGAGCUGCUCGCUGCUGCGCUGCGAGGCUGUGGGGCCGGCCCACGGCGACGGCCGCUUCGAGCUCGUCUUCUCGGGCAGGAAGCUGGCCCUGCGGGCCUCCUCGCAGGACGAAGCCGAGGACUGGCUGGACCGGGUGCGGGAGGCUCUGCAGAAGUGCCGGCCCCAGCAGGAGGAGGAGUGGGUGAACAUCCAGUACCUGGAGGAGCCCAAGGACCCCCCAGAGCCCGCUCAGGGCGGCCUCCCCUCCCACCCGGACCUGCUGGCUGAGCCCGAGACCCUCCAGGGCACACAGUUCUCAUGGUCCUCUGCCCAGGUCCCUGAGCCAGAUGCUAUCAAAGAAUCCCUUCUGUACCUGUACACGGACAGGACCUGGGCGCCCUAUAUUUUUUCCCUGUCCUUGGAGUCUCUGAAAUGCUUCCGAGUGAGAAACAAUGAGAAGAUGUUAAGCGACAGCCACGGAGUUGAGACCAUCCGAGAUAUCCUGCCCGACGCCAGCCUGGGGGGCCCAUCCUUCUUCAAGAUCAUCACGGCCAAGGCCGUCCUGAAGCUGCAGGCUGGGAACGCCGAGGAGGCCGCCCUGUGGAGGGACCUGGUGCGCAAGGUCCUGGCGUCCUACUUGGAGACAGCCGAGGAGGCGGUGACGCUGGGCGGCAGUCUGGACGAAACCUGUCAGGAGGUGCUGAAGUUCGCCACGCGGGAGAACGGCUUCCUGCUGCGGUACCUCGUGGCCAUCCCCACGGAGAAAGGCCUCGACUCCCAGGGCUGCUUCUGUGCAGGUGCUCACUCGCUGUCCGGCCACCCCCAGCCUGCCCACCUCACUCCUUAGGUGCUCUGCCCUCCCCUGGCCUCCAUGAGGACCCCCACCACCCACCGAGGCCAGCGGCCCUGCCCUGCUGAGGGUUGGGCCCCACCGGCGGCAGCUCUGUGGGGUGCUGCCAUCUCUGCUCCCGGAGUUGCAUCCAGCGAGCCAUGCUCUCCACCCGCUUCCUUAUUAUAUCACCAUAGCGUUGGCUUUGGUUGGAGCAGGGGCAUGGCACCUUUCCAGAUAUUUCUGCAUGCUUUU